Molecule: messenger RNA, 822 nt
Organism: Aspergillus versicolor CBS 583.65
Lineage: Eukaryota; Fungi; Ascomycota; Eurotiomycetes; Eurotiales; Aspergillaceae
Exons: 1
Coding region: 1-822 (273 amino acids)
Source: RefSeq, a predicted model, not a curated record
AUGUGUUUCACCACACGAGCAAGCAGGAUCCUCGUCCAGCUUCUCAGAACAGAACGCGAGCAUGAUGGGCAGCUAAGGGCGAUCCGCUCGUUGACAGAAGGCCGAUCGGGUUCUGGAAAGUUGAUGUAUCGGAUUCUUUGCCGACGCCUCGAGUCAGAAACGACUCGGCGAGACGCGCUCGCUCAAUGGAUCAAUACUGCAUCGCAACGACUUGUUCAACGCCAUCUGCAAGGGAUGCUGGAAACCUGCAACAUGGAUAAUCGCCCAGGAGGAUUCGAGCUCGUCGUCCCCCCUUUUCUCUUCUUUCCAGACGGUUCUAUUUUGGCGAGAGUGCCUCGCGAUCAUCGAUUUUGCGUUAAUCUGAGUGAAGACGAUACCUUAGCUCCUAAUACGGAAACCAGAAGUAAGGAAGUGAAGAAAAAAAGUCGAAAGACGAGAAGUCCCCGAGACAUCGAUGGCUGGAUCAGAAGCUGCUUCAGGUGGCAACUGCGACCUCUAUGGCUUCUGCAGUUUGCAGAUAAUGUUGAUGUGGUUGCAACUACAAGUCCCUCGGUCUGGACAAACGCUCCCCAUGAGCCCAGGUUGCAAGCUGUAAAAAGUAGCAAAGUAACCCGAGUAACUGCUCAGUCUCUUCGCAAGAUGUUAGAGCUUCAUAGUCCGUGCUCGACGCAGAAUAGCAAAGAAAUUGAUAACAAAAAUAGCCGCCGCCAACAUCGUGCACUGUCGUACAGCUUGGAGAUGGAUCCAGCCACCCAGAGGUCUUUGGAGCACGCAAAAGAAAAGGACGAAAGUCGAGAAGGGCCCUUCGAGUGGCUACCCUAG